UGCCGGCAGCCUGGCAGAGCCGAGAAUGGGAGAAGAGCGCGCCGUCUAGGCUGCACAUCGGGCCUCCUCUUCUCGCCGCACUUCGCUCUCGCGGCCCGCCCGCCCUGACGCCUGCUCGCAGCCCAGAAAGCUCCAGUGCAUGGACCAGCGAGAGCUGGUGAACCAGGAGAGGCGAGAACGCCACUCCAAAAGGAGAAGGGCCAAGGAGGGCAACCCCAACGAUCCGAUUGACCUUCUGUGGCUGGGAACAGCUUCCACCAUGGCCACCUCUGCGAGUUCCCACUUGAACAAAGGCAUCAAGCAGGUGUACAUGUCCCUGCCUCAGGGCGAGAAAGUCCAAGCUAUGUACAUUUGGAUUGAUGGUACUGGAGAAGGCCUGCGCUGCAAGACCCGGACCUUGGACAGUGAACCCAAGUGUAUAGAAGAGUUGCCUGAGUGGAAUUUUGAUGGCUCUAGUACUUUUCAGUCUGAAGGCUCCAACAGUGACAUGUAUCUUGUCCCUGCUGCCAUGUUUCGGGACCCUUUCCGCAAGGACCCCAACAAGCUGGUGUUCUGUGAAGUCUUCAAGUACAACCGAAAGCCUGCAGAGACCAAUUUAAGGCAUACCUGUAAACGGAUAAUGGACAUGGUGAGCAAUCAGCACCCCUGGUUUGGAAUGGAGCAGGAAUAUACUCUGAUGGGCACAGAUGGGCACCCUUUUGGUUGGCCUUCCAAUGGCUUCCCUGGGCCCCAAGGUCCAUACUACUGUGGUGUGGGAGCAGACAAAGCCUAUGGCAGGGACAUCGUGGAGGCUCACUACCGGGCCUGCUUAUACGCUGGCAUCAAGAUUGCUGGGACAAAUGCUGAGGUCAUGCCUGCCCAGUGGGAAUUCCAGAUAGGACCCUGUGAAGGAAUCGACAUGGGAGAUCAUCUCUGGGUGGCCCGUUUCAUCUUGCAUCGUGUAUGUGAAGACUUUGGAGUGAUAGCAACCUUCGAUCCUAAGCCCAUUCCUGGGAAUUGGAAUGGUGCCGGCUGCCACACCAACUUCAGCACCAAGGCCAUGCGAGAGGAGAAUGGUCUGAAGUACAUUGAGGAGUCCAUCGAGAAACUGAGCAAGCGGCACCAGUACCACAUCCGAGCCUACGAUCCCAAAGGGGGCCUGGAUAAUGCCCGGCGCCUAACCGGAUUCCACGAAACCUCCAACAUCAACGACUUUUCUGCUGGUGUGGCCAACCGAGGUGCUAGCAUCCGCAUUCCCCGGACUGUCGGCCAGGAGAAGAAGGGUUACUUUGAAGACCGUCGCCCCUCUGCCAACUGUGACCCCUUUUCGGUGACAGAAGCCCUCAUCCGCACGUGUCUUCUCAACGAAACUGGCGAUGAACCCUUCCAGUACAAAAACUAAGUGGACUAGACUUGCAGCCAUCAAACCCCUCCUAGUUCUCCAUCCUGCCUCCGUGUUUGCCCCUGUCUUGACUGUCCUAAUAGCUAUAACUCGAAGGGCAGAAUAUCAAGGUCUUUUUUUAUUCCUCAUGCCCAGUUAACAUCUCUUGCUUUCUUUGACCAGGAUAAGAGGGGUCAAGUUCUUAAUCUUUUUACAUCCCCCCCCCCCCUUUUUUUCCCUGUCACUGAAACUGUCUAGUACAUUAGUGGGGAGGGGGUGGGGAGACAUAACCACUGUUUCCAUUUAAUCAGGUGUGUUUGUCCAAUAGGCGUAGCUAUCCGGACAGAGCAUAGUAUUUGUGAAGGGAGGGGGAGGGCUUUUUCUUCGAGGUAGCUGAGUGCUGGGGUGGGGGGAGGGUUACUUACUCUGGGGUUAGGUUAGGAUUUCCUCUCUUGGUGGGAAGUUCCACUUUGUUACAAAGUUAUAACCAGCUUUCUAUUAAAAGUGAGAUUUAGGAGAGAACCAGGCAGGAAAAUGCCCCUCUCCUCCUGGUACAGCACUUCCCUUACCUGGGGCUAUAUGCCCUCACCUGAAGACAAGCUCAGCAGAAGGAUGGAUUGACCUACCUUAGAAGAAAAAGUUCUUACUGCUUGGUGUCCUCCGUUUAUAACACAAAGCAGAAUAGUAUUUUUAUAUUUAAAUGUAAAAACAAAAAAAAUUAUAUAUAUGGGUGUGCAGAUAUGUGUGUUUUUUUUGUUUUGUUUUGUUUUCCUAAAGUAGGAAAAACAUUCUGGUCACUGGGGUCCAAAAUUUGAGGUGAAUAGUCUGGUUAGAAAUAAGGAUCUCCUUUUGAGUGGGGGUGAGGGAAGCAUGCUUGAAUAAGUUGGCUAUCUAGGGCUGUCUGUUGUUCCCUCACCGCCACUGCAGGGCUUCUGUGCCCUGGCCACUCUUGGGAGCGGGUGGACACCGCUUAGGUAACCGAAGGAAGCACCUUGUGGAAGGAGCAAUCACUUGAGCCCCGUGGCUUCAAUUUAAAAGACACACACAUACACACAGAAGUUUAGAAAUAAGAGUUGGCUGGUCAACUUGAGCAUGUUCCUGACGGGUUAUUGGGAUUACUUUUUGGUGGGACUAGCAUGUCACUAAAGCAGGCCUUUUGAUAAUAUUAAACAUUUUUUAAAAGCAAAACAGAAGUUUAGACUUUAAUCCUAUUUGUAAGGUUUCUGAGUCUUUUACAAAGGUCGCUUGUUUGCUUCAACUGUCUCCUUCCCAUCUCUGCUCUUUGAGGAGAUGGGGGGGAACCUCCCUGGCAUCAAAACACUUAUAACUUUGUAUCCUGCUGUCUGUUCUGAGCAUGAGAUGCUCCUUUCCUUUGUGAAGAUUCCUGAGGAGUUACUGCUUUCUUUUACGUAAUAAAAAGCAAGCCCUGCCUUCCUCCCUACAUUUUCCCUACUGUUUCUGGCUGUUUUCAUGUUGGCUGCUGCAGGCCUGCUGUGGUUUUCUCUUGCCAUGACGACUUCUAAUUGCCAUGUACAGUAUGUUCAGAGUUAGAUAACUCCUCAUUGUAAACAAACUGUUAACUGCCCAGAGCAGCUUUCAUAAAUCAACCUAACAUUUAUAAGAUCUA
Molecule: messenger RNA, 2987 nt
Organism: Felis catus (domestic cat)
Lineage: Eukaryota; Metazoa; Chordata; Mammalia; Carnivora; Felidae
Gene: GLUL
Product: glutamate-ammonia ligase
Exons: 8
Coding region: 140-1381 (413 amino acids)
Cellular component (GO): cytoplasm
Molecular function (GO): glutamine synthetase activity
Source: RefSeq, a predicted model, not a curated record